GUGACGCCAGCAGCCUAUUUUCUGCAGCUGCCACCCGGGGCCUUUCCUGAUGUGAUUGCUUGACCAUAGAAUAAAAUGGCUUAUAUUGUCCCAAAUUUCUAUAUGCAUUUUUUGACGAAAUCUCAGCCCUGCCUAAUAUUGGCAGCUCCAUCAGUCUUCUGGUAUCAAAGAAAGAAUGGACACCUUUUACAGCAUUUGAAAUAUGCCAUGGAUACUUCUUUAGGAGAGGAGAAUAAAUUCACUGUAGAAAAUCUGUCCAAAUUAUCAGUGGAUAUAAAGAAAAUCCGUAGGCUAAAGCCAUGGGUUCUGUCAAAAGAGGUGUCAUAUAUCAAAGAAAUAGCUAAUAUUUUGCAAACAAUUGGAGUUGAUGGACCUUCAUUAGCACAUAUGUUUGAAUGCUAUCCUGAAGCCAUUCUUUGUAAUCCUACCAGUAUCACUUGUCAAAGAGAUCUGUGGUUAUCUGUCUGUCAAAAUGAAAAGCAGUUAGUGGAGUUAAUAAACCGAUUUCCAGAUGCUUUUUUUAAUGUUGAACAUUAUGAAAAUCAGAAGGCCAACAUUAGAUUCUUCAAAGCACUGGGGCUGAAGACUGCUAUCAUCCGCCGGUUUUUAACAAGUGCAUCAAAUAUUUUUUACAACCCUGUUGAAAAGAAUAAGCAUGUGAUAGAAACUCUGCAAAGAAACUAUUUAAGAUUAGGUGGUUCACAGGAAAAUUUGAAAAACUGGCUACUGAAAUUAUUGAGUCAAAAUCCAUUUAUUUUAUUAAAUACUUCUACUACUGUCCAAGAAAACCUGGAGUUUCUUCAGAACAAUCAGUUCACUGAUUCCGAAGUUUUAUGCCUGUUGUCCAAGCUCAAAGGAUUUAUUUUUCAACUUAAUCCUAGCAAUAUGCAGAGUAGCCUCUUGUUUUCAAAGACCAUCUUCAAUUGCAGUGAUCAAGAAUUAAAAGAGCUAAUAUUACAGUGUCCUGCCCUUCUCUAUUAUUCAGCUUCAGUUCUGAAGGAAAGACUAGAUGAAUUCUUGAAGGAGGGAAUUUCUAUAGAACAAAUUAAAGAGUCUCCUGCUGUUUUAGAAUUAUCAACAGAGAUAAUUCAGUAUCGAAUUAAAAAAUUAAAUGCCCUAGGAUACAGUCUGAAGAAUGGAACUUUAAAAUAUCUCAAUGGAACAAAAAAAGAUUUUGAAACUACAUAUGGAAAGAUACAAGCAAAAAGUGAGAGACCUAUAUAUAAUCCAGUGGCUCCUUUGAAUGUUGAAGAUUAGUUUCCAGAACCUGCUAAAUAAAAAGUAAGGACCAGUUUGUCUUUCACAAUUCAAAUAAAUUGGAUGUAAUUGCGACUUAGAAAUUGAUUUUUUCCCCUCUGAAUCAGUGUUUCUAAAUAUGCAAUUGUCAUGGAAUUCAUUGGAUCAGACUGAAAGGCUGUCUGAUCCAAUAUAUUUUUCCUAUAGUAGCCAAGCAUAUUUGUAUGUGAAACCUACAAGCUAGACACCAGUCCAAUAGCAUCCGCUGGUCAUGUUAUCUAGGAACUAAUAUUAAAAGGCAUUUUUCUGAUAUAGAAGUAAUACAUAGCAAUUAUGCCUAGAAACUACCAAGUCUUAUAUUCCAUGGAUUCAAUUUCUCUUCAAAACAAAUGUAAGCCAUGUGAGAUAGGAUUCUAUAGUUUCAUGAUGCAUGAAAUACCUUUAUUUGCAUCUUUCACGUUAGGAAAUAAAUAUUUUUCUAUUUUCUGCAUAUCUUGUGUAAAUGUAGGCUUUUUAAAAUCAUAUAGAGGUGUUUUUGUAAAUUAUAUAAUUUGUAUAAGAGUAUUAUGGGAUUGUCAACAGAAUAUAUACAUUAUUUAGGAAAGGGAAUGAACUUUUAAACUUCUGCCCUGAUAGACAAGAUGCACCUAGCAUUGGUUUAAAUUAUAAUAAUAUCCUUGCUUUAUGCAAUAUUUAAAAUAAAAUUUACACAUAUUGGGAAUAUAUUCAAUAUAUUUAGUUUAUUUAAUAAAUUAGUCGGUUAGAUUAUGCAUAAUUGAGUGAUAUGUAAUCCUUGCUAAUUAGAAAUAUCUUCUUGACUAUUAUGCCGUCAAGUCAGUGUCAAGUCUAAGUAACCACAUA
This is a messenger RNA of Notechis scutatus (mainland tiger snake), 2097 nucleotides long. The record is from RefSeq and is a predicted model, not a curated record. Lineage: Eukaryota; Metazoa; Chordata; Lepidosauria; Squamata; Elapidae.